Messenger RNA from Rhopilema esculentum, 2071 nucleotides. RefSeq lists its product as uncharacterized. Gene Ontology annotation, molecular function: protein binding. The record is from RefSeq and is a predicted model, not a curated record. Lineage: Eukaryota; Metazoa; Cnidaria; Scyphozoa; Rhizostomeae; Rhizostomatidae.
AUAGGCACCCCCGAAAUACAAAUUUUGUCCCGAUGACACUGUGUCGAAGAUAGAACAACACACCUGAACCUGAAAUUAGUCAAACCAAAACUUGAUGUAUAGUUUAGAAAUUACCUCCUGCAUCUAUUAAAAUUUUUUUGAACUGAUUGAAAUCUUUUGAGGGGAAAAUUUUUGGAAGGUCAUGAGGGAGAGGUGUUUCCGGCGAAUAAUCCUUGACAUUUGUGAAGAAAGCAUGACAGGGAUCCCUGCUGACAAUCUUUCCGGUUUGCACACGUGGGCACGACAAAGUGUUUUGUAUAUCUGCUGCCAAAAUUGAACAAUUUCUUCUCGUGUCCCCAGGGUAACUCGUUUUUGCAUAAAAAUCCUUGGACUAUUCAAUGUUGAGAGUGGGUUGUCCUCUGAGCGGUACUGACAAAGUUUAGCAAAAUGGGAGACGUCGUUCCUGGCCAUAUGGAGUUUGAAAUGGCAUCAUCCUUCGAGUACGAUAUCUUUAAUUUUCCAGAAGCAAAGAGAACGUACGAGCAAGCUGUGUUAAAGGGCCACAAACUGGCUCAGUUCAACCUGGGUCUUUGGUACUUGUACGGAAACAGACCUGGUACUAAAAAGAACCUCAUAAAGGCAAAGGAGUUGUUUCAGGUUUCUGCUGAUCAAGGCCUUGGCAUUUCUAUGUAUAACCUUGGAGCUUUGUACGAAAAGGGCGAAGGAGGUUUGCCCAAAGAUGAAAAUGCUGCUUUUAAAUUAUAUAAAAGAGCUGCAAAGGAGGAAAAGGACUGGCCAGAAGAUGGUAAACAGCGUGUAUAUAUGAAGCUGUCCCAGAUGUAUCAAAGUGGAACUGGAACAGCAAGGGACAUUCAAAAGGCAGCAUACUGGAUGGAAAAGGCAAAUGAAGAGAAAGCAUUGCCAGCUCAAGUUAUGACACUGAUGAAAAUGUUACAGCAAUUGGAUCCAGGAAAAAUGCAAACUGAAAACGAUGAACGAUGGAGGAUGUUAUGUAAAUAUCUUGAGGAAUUACCUAAAAAAGAAAAACCUACCACUUUCAAAUCAUGGGAGGAAGUAUUUUUAAAAUUUGGAUAUGUUCCAUCUAAUCCAGUAUGCAAAAAGCCUAAACAGAAAGCCAGAAGAUGCAAUUUUUCUGAGUUUAUGGAACUUUGUGGAGGAAGUUUUGAAAAUCUUGAAACCUUUGAAAUGCAAAAGACACCAGUGCCUCCUCCUGUAUGUGCAUACUGUGAAGUGGAAGAGCAAGCUAACAAGAAGUUGAAAAACUGUGCGCGUUGCCGUGAAAAAUAUUGCAGUAAAGAUUGUCAAGUUAAAGACUGGAAGAAUCACAAGAAAAUAUGUGACAUGGUUUAUGACCAAAUUGGGCCUUAAUACUGAUCAUAUUACAAUAAAUUCAGGUGAAAAUCGUAAUGAUAGUUGGGUUAUUUCAAUAUUUUGCAUCCAGAAUUGUUAAAGUUAGAGGAGUAAAUAAAUUUAUCUGUUAAUGAAAUAAGAAAUAAAUUUUGUUACAUCUAUAGAAGUUAUAUAUAUAUCUGUGUUGACAAAAAACCAAGUUACUAUUUGUAGUACAAAGUAUAUUAUGCAAAUUAUGUGACAUUAUUUAUUCUCACAAUAUGUAGAAUAUUCACCAGUUUAAUCUAAAAAUUUGUUGAGUUGUAGAGUAUUCAUCAGAGCCCCAAUGAGGUUUUUGAGGCCCUAAGGCAAAACAGAAAGACAAGGCCUCUACAACAGAAAAGCAGAUAAUUUUUGCGACCACACCCUCAAUUUAGUUUAAUUAGCCCAGAAAAAUUUGGGGAGUCACUCCUAGCAAGGAUUUAAAAAGUUUGUUUUUUUUAAGACAAACUUUAGCACAGACUGAUUAACUCAAUCCUCAAAAUGGAGCUCAUCAUUGUAUAAGGCCCCCUACAUCAUGAGGCCCUGGGGCAAUUCCCCCUGCCCCCCUCUCAGUGGUCAUGGUAUUCAUAUUAGAUUCAUACCAUGAUUAUUCUUUUGUUAUUGUUGUUUUGUAUUUUCUGUUGGAUGGAAUUUGUAUUUAGCUGGAAUUUUAAAAAUGAAACUUUAACUUUCUUUGAAA